GAGGCGAACAGGCCUGAUAUUCCCACUCAGCAGCACGACAGCGUCAGCUCACGCUGACACACGAACUGUGCGGGUGCGACACCACCCGAACGGACCAGGACGACUUUUCUCUUUAAUGGGAGGACUUUUUCACACCAGUGCCACGUUAGACGAAUAGAUCAUUUCAGAUGAAAAGAAAAGAAAUGCUUUGCUUACGUGACUCAGGUGACUGCUUACGAGAGCAGAUGCAGUAUAUGAUGAGAUCACUGCAGGAUCUGAAGCAACUGCGGAAAGCCUGUCCUGCGACCAGGCAACCCCUCGCCCCCCUUGGUGCCCAGCUCCCAGCCUUAGCACGCCACUCUGCAGUGGCACGUGCUUGUCAGCAGCGAGCACUGCAACGAGAGCAGCGAGCACGUCUGCGGAUGUCCGAAGCCAGCACAGCAAGCACCUACGACUCUGCCUGCUGCCUGGCCAGCCCUCUGGAGGAGGAAGAAGAGGAAGAUGACUCAAGCAGUCGACUGGGCCUGAGCCUCAGGAUGGACUUGCGGUCUCCCAGCAGUCAGAAAAGUUUGGAGUUUGAUUCAGGCUACUCUGAGGCAUCCUGGCAAGAUGAUGGCAUAGUUCUCAGGAGGACAAGGAAUGUGCGUGUGUCGUCCUCAGCUUGCCUGCGCACAAACAGAGCGCAGAGCGGACGUAUUAGACCCAAAUCCACAUCUGAUGCUUGUCUGGAGACGUGGACAUCAUUUGAGGUCAGUGACCCAGAGGACUGGACAAACUCUUUAUUAACCAGAGGACGCAACCGCCAGCCUCUGGUUCUGGGAGACAACAGUUUUGCAGACCUCAUACAGAACUGGAUGGACUUGCCAGAUUGUCCUGAACCGACUGAGCUGAAGCCAAAUUCAAGACAAAGACUGGGCAGAGGCUUCUUUGUCAACAUGAGGAGGAAACUGUCCGGAUUUUCUAAAAGUGUGGAGGACAGAGUGAGAAUGAGAUCAAAAGACUCUUCUCACGUUAAUAGAACUGCCAAUGCUCAAAAACGUCUGUCUUGUCCCGUCGUGGCAUCACAGCCUAAAGUCCCCUUUUUCCACCAGUCCCACUCAUGCAUUAACAAACUGGACACAGACUUCUACCACUUUACGGCCCUCAUGAAGUCAGGCAGCCGACAGCCAAUAAUAUGCAAAGAUAUUAUUGGCUACAUCUGAUACUGGACAGUCCUCAGAGUCACUUUAUUUUUUAUAUGACUAUUCUUUUUAUCUUUGUUAUGUUUUAUAUGCUGUUACCGAGCUAUUGGAAAUAAAGACGUUCUCAUGAUUUACACUAAACAAAACACUAUUUAUGUUCUUUUCAAUUUCUGCUUGUAACACAAAAAAAGUGUGUCAGUGUUAAAAUAUUUUAAAUUGCCAGAAUUAUUUAUACACUUGUGCACACCUUGUACACAUGUAAAUUAAGGUUCCAGCUGAGUUUCAUUCCAGUGAGGCACCUCCUCCUUACUGCAGGAUUGAUUAAAAGAGGCUAAACGGGGAUUCAUUUGUUUUCAUUAGAUGUUUAAUCCUCUCUGUUGUGGAUGAUAGAAUUUGUAGCUGCACAAUUCAGCAUAACUACUCUAUAAUAAAAGAGAUAAAUACAUCAGUUGUGCAGAUGUGGAUUCAGUGUGCUGCUGUGACUUUUGGGAGCCUUAAUGCUGGACAAGAAAGACACUUCCAGACCAGAACCAGAGGCUAUGUCAACACAGGGUGCUGUAUGCCUGAUGAGGUAAUUUCCCAUGUGUCUAUGCAGUUAGAGGGGAAAAGAGGCGAAGCAGCUGGCUGCAGAUGGAGCAGAAGUUUUCUCUCCCGUUUGCCUUGUGAAGCAUAACAUCUAGCUAACAGCACCCUGCCUCAUUUAACCUGGUCUCUGCUCUUUCUUGUGGAACCAACUCAACCACACACAUUGGCUAAUGGUUCAAUUAAUUCUGGGCUAGCUAAGGAAAGGAAGAACGGCAGACAGAAAGGAGUGGCACAUGGACUAAGAUAAGCUAAUGAUCACUUCACCUUUGCCUUUAAAAAUUCUCUUUGUUCAUUAAUUCAGGAGAGAAACCGUGCCGGACAGUAUAAAGAUAAACCAGGGAUUUCUCAUGCUCCCUGCUGCAACCAGCCUCACCAAUCAUGUCUGCUAUCAUGGAUAAUAGAAAUUCAAAAAGAGAGAUGGUUCUUCCAUGGUGCCGUAAGUCUGAGGCUUUGUCUGGACUGUUUACUAAGGUCCUAUGGUGGAAUGUCACUGAAGCUCGCUGGUGAGUGUGCGGCUGAGAUGGAAUGAAGUCUUCUCAAGAAACAGUCAAAACACUUGCAUGAUAGUAAAAGCUGGUGUGCGACAACUCAACAAACUUGAAGCAGAACAAGUGUGUAUUUACCUUUCAAUGUUUGUGUCUCUACCUUGAACUGAUUAGUUAUCACUAAAGGAGAAGGAUAAGAGAGCUCAGAAAAUAUGGAUCCAAAGAGCUUCUCAAUCUCAACUUAGCUUCAUGUACUCUGCAGAAUGCCUGGAUAUCGCUUGUACAGUAUAGUUUAUCUUGAAAUGUAAAGCACUAUACAAAAUGGGAAAAUAUAGCUGUGACAGACACAAAUCAGUAUUCAGAAACAUGAAAUGGAAUUGGUUGUGCAUGUGGAAGAAAUGAAA
Molecule: messenger RNA, 2634 nt
Organism: Melanotaenia boesemani (Boeseman's rainbowfish)
Lineage: Eukaryota; Metazoa; Chordata; Actinopteri; Atheriniformes; Melanotaeniidae
Product: PAK4-inhibitor inka2-like
Exons: 3
Coding region: 168-1181 (337 amino acids)
Cellular component (GO): nucleus
Molecular function (GO): protein serine/threonine kinase inhibitor activity; protein kinase binding
Source: RefSeq, a predicted model, not a curated record